Pseudoliparis swirei is the source of this 4456-nucleotide messenger RNA. RefSeq names its product pleiomorphic adenoma gene 1 (gene plag1). The record is from RefSeq and is a predicted model, not a curated record. The transcript is spliced from 2 exons. The coding region runs from base 1 to 1416 and encodes 471 amino acids. Lineage: Eukaryota; Metazoa; Chordata; Actinopteri; Perciformes; Liparidae.
AUGGCCACAGGAACCCAGGGCCACCGCGACCACGUCCUGGAGAGAACCAAGCUCGCCGCGUCGGCGGGGAGGCGCAGGAGAGCGGAGGGGAAGCCCAAGAAGAACUUCCCGUGCCAGGAGUGCCAGAAGGCGUUCAACAGCCUGGAGAAGCUGAAGGUGCACUCGUACUCGCACUCGGGGGAGAGACCGUACCGCUGCUCCCAGCCCGACUGCACCAAGGCCUUCGUCUCCAAGUACAAGCUGCUACGGCAUAUGGCGACUCACUCGCCGGAGAAAAACCACAAGUGUUCGUACUGCGAGAAGAUGUUCCACCGCAAGGACCACCUGAAGAACCACCUGCACACGCACGACCCCUACAAGGAGGCGUUCGGCUGCCAGGAGUGCGGCAAGACCUACAACACCAAGCUGGGCUUCAAGCGCCACCUCGCCCUGCACGCCGCCAACAGCGGGGACCUCACCUGCCAGGUGUGCCUGCAGCCGUUCCCCAGCACCGGCGUCCUCCUGGAGCACCUGAAGACGCACGCCGGCAAGUCCUCCGGCGGCACCAAAGAGAAGAAGCACCGCUGCGAGCACUGCGAGCGCCGCUUCUACACCCGCAAGGACGUGCGGCGCCACAUGGUGGUGCACACGGGACGCAAGGACUUCCUGUGCCAGUACUGCGCCCAGCGCUUCGGCAGGAAGGACCACCUGACGCGGCACGUGAAGAAGAGCCACGCCCGCGAGCUGCUGAGGGUCAAGACCGAGCCCGCCGAUUCGCUGGAGCCCGGCGGCGGCUACGACUCGGCGUCCGGGGGCGUCAAAGGCGAGGCGCCGCACCAGCUCGGCAUGUACGCCGGCCCCGGCCUGGAGGCGGAGCCCUUCCCCGCGGCCACGCACCCGUUCUCCUUCAAGUACCCGCUGGGUUCCACCUUUACCUCAUACGCCGCCGCCGCCGCCGCGCAGGAGCGGGAGCACAACCUGAAGGGAGAGCUGGAGUCCUACCUGAUGGAGCUGCAGAGCGCCAUGCCCUCGUCCUCCGCCGCCCAGGAGCCACAAGUCUCCGCCUCCAAACUGGAGCUGGAGCCUCAAGUGGGCUUGGAGGAGGUCAAGAUGUCCAAUCAGGCGACUGCGGCCGCCGCCGCGGGCGACUUCCUGGCAUCUUCCUCCUCUCUGAUGGACUUCUCACAGCUUUUCAACUUCCUGCCCCUCAACGGGCCGCCGUACAGCCCGGCCGGCGGCAGCGGGGCGCAGCAGGGCGCGGCCUAUCCGCCCGGCGAGGAGCCCGCCGCGCCUCUGGUCCAGCUGCCCCUCCGUCCUCCGGAAGGCCCGGAGGCGGCGGCGGCGGGGGGGGGUCCGCUUCAAAGGCUCCCCUCCUCCUUCAUAUCCAACCUGAGCACGCCCACCACACUGCCCCGCUUCCACCAAGCCUUUCAGUGACCCAGUAUGUACGCCGCCCGGCACACACACACACACACACACACACUCAAUCGGCUUUCUCAUUGCGGCGGUUGGCAUGGUUUCUUUUCACCGAGUGAGCUUUUUAUCGGUGAGUUGGCGUCUUCUCCACAUCGUGUUCACUUUAUGAGAGAAAAUCGAUCCUCUUUUGUGGAUAUGCCCAAUUUCUCAAUUUCUUGCCAUCGGCGUUUCCGAUUAUCAAGAGAAAUUUUCCUUUUCAAAGAGACGCAGGAUCAAAAGUUCUCUCAACACCUUUAAUCAAACCAGUUUUUCCGCAAUAAUGUGAACGUGGCUUAACGGCGAGAGCUGUGUCGCUUUAAACGGGAAUUAGUGGAGCAGUUCCGUAGAGAUGAAUACUCAGUCAUUAGAUUGCAGAGACGUUAUUUUCUUUCCUCGACCCCCCAGGCUUUGAGUAGAUAGUCCCAAGGAAGCAGAAGUUCAAUGGAUAUAUCUAUCUAUAUUGUUUGAUGUCUUUAUUCUGUGUGGUAGGACCAGGAGUUCGGGGAUGUUUUUCACCCAUUUACAUCCAUUUCAAACAAAAUAACAAUCUACCAGAUUUUGGAUUAAUUCGAUGUUCCAGGCAGCUAUUGCAUUUCAUUCAUUUCUAAUCUGUAUGGAAAUCAAUUUAUCAUGUUCACGCUGCUGGAUUACACAUGUCAAGGUCUUUUACGAUACGCAGUGACAUUGCAGGAGACAAACAGCUUCCGGAAAUUAAGAAAAUUCAAUAGGAAUUUGUCAAAUGGGCUUUUACGGAAUUUCUUUCAGAAAGUGGAAGUAGUGAAAAACAUCGAUCUGGUUUCUUUUGAUCGAUCCCGAAAGCAGAAGUUCAUCCACAUGAUUAUAGACGAGGUACUGAGCGACAUUAUCAGGGUGAAACAUUCCAUUGGUUGGUCAAGUUUGAGCUUAAUUAUGCAACAGUGGGGACUUUUUCAUUCAAGGUUCACGUCUUUGGUUUGGUGUCAGGGGAUAACACACAAAAAAACUCCCAAACUGCCCAACCCACAGCUUCCAGACACACAGCAUCCCCUCCACCAAGGCAUUUGGAUGAGACGAUGCUGACGAGCCCGUCUACCUCCCAGUGGAUUAUUUUAACUCCUUAGAUUAGAGUAGAUUACGUUGUGAAUUAUCCGUCUAUCAGUUUAGAAGUUGUCGAUUGAAUGCAGAAAGACGAUUUUACAUCCGAAAGAUAUGUGACUUUAAGUGUUCAUAUUCAGUCCCAUUGCAUCGUUGUGUUUAGUAUAUCACAACAGGUCAUAAAAAAGCAAAUGGAGAUCUUUAAAACUGACUGGGAAGGGUAGGAGGAUUGAAACUUGAGUCUGCAUAGUUUCAUUUAUGUUUGAAUGAACCGCCUCUUUUACUUUGAAAAACCUCUCUUCGCCCAGUAGAAACAAUCUAAGACGAUGUACUCCAAUUUUAACAUAAUAUUUUAUUUAAAGUUUCACAAGGCACCCGACCAAUAUGUGCAUUCAAAAGGGAAAAUAGAUUCCGGUCAGAUUAACAGCGACUAUAACAAAUAGCUGCUGUAUUUAUUGAAUAUAAACUCAGACCUCGGUAUAAUGCUUCCAAAUCCACAUGUUCUUUAUUUCAUAACACACGCAUCUUAAGUGUAUCAUAAUUAAACUGCAGAAUACAGCACUGAGUCUAUCAAAAGGAGCUAAAAAUAAUAAAAAAUAGAUAUUUACCAGGGAAUUAAAUCAGUUUAUAAACCUGCUCUCUGUAUACGCCUCUCGGGUCUAUUCCAGACGACCGAUCAGGAGAGAAACUACUCAGACUGUUAAAAUAAAUGAUGCAGCAGGACUCGAUUCACAUUUAAGAUACAUGCUAAGUUAUUAUGGACAGUGUGCAUUUCUUUGCUAGCACAUAGCUCAAAUAAUGUUAAAAAAAAAUACUCUUAAAAGUGAAAGGAUUACCUUAACGAGCCAUCUGUACUCGAUGGAGAAUACUUUACGAUCAAUUCCCGAACAAUGCGUUAGCUAGUACACGCGUUAGCUAGGCAGUAAACCCAACGCCGAAGUACACGUUUGUCUACACGACAUUCAGCUGCUGCUCUUUGGUUUUUAGUUUUGCGACCUCCACUUCCUCUCCUCUCUUGCACAUCACCGUCUUCCUGUCCUUGCUAUGUAUCCUUGUUGAUUGCUAGCAGCUAAACGCAAGAACCAUAGUGUCUCCGAAUGAAACACGGGCUGGUAAAUAAACGGAUUAGUUUGGCGACUAUAAAACAUAGACAACCACCGUUAUGUCACAGCUGACAUGACGUCUACCUCUGGCAUUCUUACGUGUUGCUUUACCACAACGCUGAAAUGGCUUUUCUCUUUUUUGCCCUUUAAAGAAUCCGCUGAUGUAGGUUUAUCAACGCUAGCGUUAGUUAGCGUUAGCUAGCGUUAGUUAGCGUUAGCUCGAGGACAGCGCUCUACAUAGUUCAAUUGGUUUACCAUUUUAACUGAGAUGUGAAAAAUGGUAAAAAGGGACAAAUGCCUACCUCGAUAAAAGUCUUUCUGUUUUUUGUUGUUGCUAUACUUGAUAGAAAUAUAGCGAGCAACAAACCUGGGCCAAUCAGAAGGCACGCUUUCUUCUGCCAGUCUGCCAUUGUACUGGUGCAGUCAUACAAGACAACAGUCAGUCAGCACAGGCUGCUCAACAGGAUACACAUCAAAUAUGAAAAGAAAUGGCACAAAUAAUGGCAGCAAUCAAAAUGCUCGUCAUAUUUUGUCAACAUGUCCAUGUCGGACACGUCCGCUGCAUUUCACACGUCCGCUGCAUUUCACACGUCCGCUGCAUUUCACACGUCUGCUGCAUUUCACACGUCUGCUGCAUUUCACACGUCCGCUGCAUUUCACACGUCUGCUGCAUUUCACACGUCUGCUGCAUUUCACACGUCCGCUGCAUUUCACACGUCUGCUGCAUUUCACACGUCCGCUGCAUUUCACACGUCUGCUGCAUUUCCUCCGAUAUUUAAAUGACCAUUAAAAACACAAAGUCAACACUAUCCACCUUAAAUGAGCCACAGGGACACGUAGAUAGU